UCCAUUCAGUUACUACUACUACACGAUCGACUAAGCGCUGGACUUGCUGCUGAUGAUGAUUAUUACAGUAAAGACGAUGAUGUAGUAAGCACAUCGAUUGGUGAUCACAGUUCCAGCUGCGUGAGCUUUGUGUAGUGCAACUUCCAACUUUUAAGAGUACGACUAUCAGUUAUCUAUCAAUUAUCAUGUUAUCAGGAAGGAAUGUUUGCAUGGGACUCCUGGGGCUGGCCACGUUGCUGCUGGCGGUUCAAGCUCAUCCAAUGUUCUACAAGAAGGUCGACGGCGGUCAGAAAUACGAACCAGAUUGGGUUCCAGUUUCGUCAACUGUCAUCCCUUUGGCUGAGUAUCAGCUGAGCGUGGGUGGUGGUUCGAAAUCAGCUGCGUCAUCGUCCGGCGGACAAACAGCAGCAUCGAUCGCAACGGUGGCCUCAUUUUCCGAGGAGUACAAACGGGCCUAUCUGAGGCAUAAGAAGCUUCACGCCGCGGCCAUUGCCAGCGAAAAGGCUAAGGCAUCGGUGACGGAGAAGGGAGCCGGAUCUCCGGAGACGGCGGCCGCUCGUGUUCAGGAGGAUCCUGAUACGUUGAUCACCGCCAAAAAGUUGUACGCGAAGAAGGUCUGACAAAGAAACGUUGGAUUAAUUUGUUUGAAGCUAAUUUAUGUUCAGAGAAACGUUUAACGAAGUUAAUGUGUACUGUCGUGUUUAGAACUAACGGGGUUCGAAAGCUUAACCAGGUGAAAGAUUGAAAAAAAACACACUAACUUUCUGAUUUGUUGAAAAAUUAAAAAGUGCUUAUUAAAACUCGGAAA
Messenger RNA from Uranotaenia lowii, 808 nucleotides. RefSeq lists its product as uncharacterized. NCBI's taxonomy places the organism in Eukaryota, Metazoa, Arthropoda, Insecta, Diptera, Culicidae. The coding region runs from base 186 to 620 and encodes 144 amino acids. The transcript has 3 exons. The record is from RefSeq and is a predicted model, not a curated record.